Gigantopelta aegis is the source of this 4893-nucleotide messenger RNA. RefSeq names its product calpain-5-like. The record is from RefSeq and is a predicted model, not a curated record. Gene Ontology annotation, cellular component: cytoplasm. The transcript is spliced from 13 exons. Gene Ontology annotation, biological process: proteolysis. Bases 131 to 2038 code for a protein of 635 amino acids. NCBI's taxonomy places the organism in Eukaryota, Metazoa, Mollusca, Gastropoda, Neomphalida, Peltospiridae. Gene Ontology annotation, molecular function: calcium-dependent cysteine-type endopeptidase activity.
AAUAUUCUGAGUCAGCGUGUGAAUCAUUUACAGAUAUCUGGCACAAUUGACAUAUAUAAUAACUUAAGAAGUUGUUUAAUCGUUUGCGAAUUCCACACAGGGCUAUUACGUAUCCGGCGUGUCACGGAGAAUGCCUAACUCUUCCCGUGUUGUGCCCUUUAAAGGGCAGCGAUAUUCGCCGAUUAGAAGGAAAUGUGCUCGGAAGAAUGCCUUAUUUGUGGACGGGGAAUUCCCGCCAUCUGGUUCGUCCAUUUACCACAGUCGUCCUGCACCAGCAGACAUUAUCUGGAAAAGGCCGAAGGAUAUCGUGGCUGACCCGAAGUUUUUCAUCGAUAAGGCGAGUGCAGAUGACUUCGCCCAGGGCGAGAUCGCCAACUGCUGGUUCGUCGCGGCUUGUGCUUGCAUCGCCGAGGAUUCCAGAAUGUGGAAGAAGAUCGUGCCCGACUACAAGUCUCAGGAAUGGAGUCCGGAUAACAAGUAUGUUGGAAUGUUUCACUUCAAUUUCUGGAGGUGUGGGGUGUGGCACAGUGUUGUCAUUGACGACUACCUCCCCACUAGACAGGGUCGACUCAUCUUCCUCCACUCGAAAUCCAGGAACGAGUUCUGGUCAGCGCUUCUCGAGAAAGCAUACGCUAAGUUGUUUGGAAGCUACGAGGCGCUGUCAGGAGGGAAGGCUCGAGAUGCGAUGGUCGACAUGACAGGCGGAGUGGGCGAGAGUCUGGAGAUCUCUAACUUCAGGUCGGAGGACGAGCGGAUGAGGCUGUUCACCAUCCUCCACAAGGCCAUGGACUACAAGUCAUUGAUGAGCUCGUCCAUAAUGGCCAGAUCUGCAGCAGACAUGGAGGCCAAACUGAGUUGCGGCUUGGUGAAAGGACACGCCUACAGCGUGACAGACGUCAAGAAAAUCCCGCUCAAGGGCACGUGCACCAGUCUGUUCAACUUCUUGAACAGAGACAAAAUCCUCAUGAUACGGCUGAGGAAUCCGUGGGGAGGUAUGGAGUGGCGGGGGCCGUGGAGUGACGGCUCUAUUGAAUGGAAGAAAGUGAGCGAAAAAGAAAAGAAAGAUCUUGGUCUGACAUUUGACGACAAUGGAGAAUUUUGGAUGUCGUUCGACGACUACUGCCGCUACUUCACCAACAUCGACAUCUGCCACAUCAUCAACACGUCGCUGUUGUCGCUGAAGAAGACGUGGAAGGAGGUGGUAAUCGAGAACGAGUGGCGACGUCCCCAGCGCGCGGGCGGGUGUGGAAACCACCGCACCUUCCUCAACAACCCUCAGUAUCUGUUCAAGUUGUCUGAAGACGAAGAAGAGGUCCUGCUUUCCGUUGAGCAGGAGGACCGGCGUUCUGUCGGCAUCAGGGACAACAACUACGUCAUUGGCGUCACCAUCAUGAAAACAGACCUAAACCGGAAAUGCCGAAUGCACGACAAACAGGAACGGGUGCACGCGGGGCCGUUUGUCCAGUCUAGGAGCGUGUUCGCACGGGUUACCCUGCCAAAAGGAAUCUACUGCUUCAUCCCGUCAACCUUUGACCCCGGCCAAGAAGGUCGUUUCAUAAUGCGGUUCUAUUCGGCAAACGUCGUUUCGUACAAAGAGCUAAAACGAGAUGUUCCGAAACCCCCUGGUUGUUUCGGUGACCCUGCACAGUUCGCUACUGCUGUGAAUAUCGUAAACGCCGAGAAACCCGUCAAUAAACAAGGAGACAACAAAGAUCUGGAAAUGUAUUGUAUUAUUCUCUGUGAGAAGAAAGAGAUCAGGACUCCAGCUGUUAAGCUGUCGGAAAAAUGGAACCACAGAGCAACAUUCUACCGGAAAAAGCCGAACGAAGACAUAGAGAUACAGGUGUGGGAAACCAAUCUUCUAAGGGAUGCCAUGCUUGGGUCUGUGACGCUGCCGAUGUCGAAGGCUCACGAAUACACGGGCGGAAACAUUAUCAGACGUUACGACCUGACCAUCAAAGGAGACGACGACAAGACUGAAAGAACUGGAUUCAUCUGGCUCAACGUGUUUCACACUCCUAAUCUGGAUUUAGUGUAAAACUCCUAAUCUCGACUUAGUGUGAAACUCUGGUUCAUCGUAUUUCACACUACUAAUCAGGACUAGUGUGAAACUCUGGUUCAACGCGUUUCACACUCCUAAUCUGGACUUCAGCAUGAAACUGUAUUCGUAUCUUCUGACUCAAAAUGUUUCACAUUUCAAAUUUGCAGUUAGUGUGAAACUGUUCGAAUAUAUUUUCAGUAGCAUCUGGGUCAAUGCUUUUUACAUAUCCAGCUUGAGAUGUGGAACUGCAUUCAAAUCGUUUCGGCGAAUUGUGGCUCAGAAUUGCUCACGUUUCACAUCUGUAGUUAGUUUAUAACUGUUCGAAUAAAUUAAAAGACAUCUGGAUCAAUGCUUUUCACACAUUAAUCUGGAGAUAGUGUGAAACUGUGUGCGAAUCUGUUCACUGCACUUCGGCUCAAAAUGUUUCAUAUUUCAAAUCUGCUUAUUUGGGUAAAACAGUGGUCAAACGUAUUCAGUAAAGAUAACUUCUGGCUCAACGCGUUUCACAUUUGAAAUACACUGUUUGUGUAAGACUGUGCUCGGAUAUAUUCGGCGACAUUUUGCUCAAAAUGUAUCACACCUUAUUAUUGUUAUUAGUGUGAAGCCAUGUUGGUUAUAAAUACACAAAGUGUGUGUGUGAAAUAUAUCUGACUCAAAGUGUACUCACAUCGAAUUCGUUCAGUAGUUUGUCGCUCAAAGUGUGUUUACCAGGCCUGUUGCCAGGGGACAUGGGGGACGUUCCCCUGAAAAGUUUGUCCACCCCCCCCCCCCCCCCCCCCGAAAAAAAGAAAAAAAAAGAAGAAAAAGAAAAGAAUCUGCUGGACAUUAGCUAUUGUGUGUGUGCCUUGAUUACAUAUGCCCCCUUAAACAUGAAUGUCACAAAUGAUGCCAGCUGGCCACGGACCUGCGUGUUACACUGCGAAUAUAUUCAUAAACGUUCUGAGAUUGAAAGUGUGUUAUACUAUUCAAUGUCCUAAAGCGUUUUUACUUCUAAAUAUUCAGUACUGGUUAUCACACUGUAUUAUCUUUUUAUACUAUUCAAUGUCCUAAAGCGUUUUUACUUGUAAAUAUUCAGUACUGGUUAUCAUGCUGUACUAUCUUUUUAUACUAUUCAAUGUCCUAAAGCGUUUUCACUUCUAGAUAUUCAUUACUGGUUAUCAUGAUGUACUAUCUUUUUAUACUAUUCAAUGUCCUAAAGCGUUUUUGCUUCUAAAUAUUCAGUACUGGUUAUUAUGCUGUACUAUCCUUGUGUAUUAGUCAAUGCCCUAAAGCAUUUUUUCCUGUAAAUAUCCAGUACUGGGUACCAUGCUGUACUAUCUGUUUAUACUAUUCAAUGUCAAAAAACGUUUUUACUUAUAAAUAUUCAGUACUGGUUAUCAUGCUGUACUAUCUUUUAUACUAUUCAAUGUCAUAAAGCGUUUUUACUUCUAGAUAUUCAUUACUGGUUAUCAUGCUUUACUAUCUGUUUAUACCAAUCAAUGUCCUAAAGCGUUUUUAUUUCUAGAUAUUCAGUACUGGUUAUAAUGCUGUACUAUCUUUUUAUACUAUUCAAUGCCAUAAUACGUUUUUACUUCUAAAUAUCCAGUACUGGUUAUCACGAUGUACUAUCUUUUUAUACUAUUCAAUGUCAUAAAGCGUUUUUACUUGUAAAUAUUCAGUACUGGUUAUCAUGCUGUACUAUCUUUUUAUACUAUUCAAUGUCCUAAAGCGUUUAUACUUCCAGAUAUCCUAUAGUGUUUUUACUUCUAAAUAUUCAGUACUGGUUAUCAUGUUGUACUAUCUUUUUCAUACCAUUCAAUGUCCUAAAGCGUUUUUACUUGUAACUAUUCAGAACUGAUUAGCUUGUCAGAAAGUGUUUCUCUGUUCAUUCUGUUUUCUUGUACUCAUAUCGUUUAACAUUUCGUAUGUGCUGCCUGUGACACACCAGGUUCGAGUUCAUUCAUUGCCAUUAAUUUUGUUAUGGGUGGGGGGGGGGGGGGGGGGGAGGGCGGAACAUUGCCUAGUGGUAAAGCUCUCGCUUGAUUAGCGAUCGGCCUAGGAUUGAUCCCUAUCGGCUGGCCCAUUGGGCUAUUUGUCGUUCCAGCCAGUACAUCACGACUGGUAUAUCAAAGGCCGUAGUAUGUGCUAUCCUGUAUGUGGGAUACUACAUAAUGAAAGAUCGCUUGUAUAUCAUGAGUCUCAGUGAUUAAUGAGAUUCAUUGAAUGAACCACUAUAUUGCUAAAUGCCCAUUCGACUCUGCAUUGUGCAAAAAAUCCAGACCCGACCAAGUAUUACGGUUUUUGUCGUUUAGAUUUUAUACACCAGUCGUGGUGCACUGGUUGGAACUAGAAAUAUUCGAACCGUCCCAUAUUUAUAAAGGUGUUUUAACGUUAAAACAUGUUUUAAAAUGAUAAAGCAAUUUGAUAGCAAAAUCUAAUGAAUAUAAACCGGUUUUAGGUUUAAAACGCUCACACUAAAACACGUUUUGAUAACCAUAUUUAUAAAAACAUUUAAAUUCUAAAACGUUUUUUGACACACCCUAAACACAUGUUUUACUUAAAACAACGAACGGGCGUGUGUCUGGACUCAGUCGCUGCUACAGUUUUACACAUCAACCAUGGAUAAGUUUCGACAAGUACAUCUUCGUAUAGGUUAUAAGGCAUUAAGACGUUUCUUCAGAAAUAAGAAGGGGUGGAGCGAAACGGAGCCCGUUCAUAUUUGUGAAAAAACGUCUUAAGCCAUCUAACCGAUUUAGACGGCAUUUCAAAUGUUCAAUACUUGAUAUGGGCGGGCAAGCGUCAUUGCGUGUUUGCACCAGUUGUUUUGACGUCUGUUGAGGCCCAUUUUGUAAUAAACGACCCAUUUUGUAAUA